This is a messenger RNA of Oncorhynchus gorbuscha (pink salmon), 1092 nucleotides long. RefSeq names its product sterile alpha motif domain containing 10b (gene samd10b). The transcript is spliced from 5 exons. The record is from RefSeq and is a predicted model, not a curated record. Lineage: Eukaryota; Metazoa; Chordata; Actinopteri; Salmoniformes; Salmonidae. Gene Ontology annotation, biological process: cell surface receptor protein tyrosine kinase signaling pathway. Gene Ontology annotation, cellular component: cytoplasmic side of plasma membrane. Bases 252 to 773 code for a protein of 173 amino acids. Gene Ontology annotation, molecular function: protein binding.
AACAGCAACGGCGUUGGUUGGCAGCGGACUACCGAAAACAAACGAUCGGGUGAGACGGUGUGCUGUGACUAUCUGUCCGUGUAGUCUUCACCGGUCCUCACACACAGCUACACACACACAAACGCGCGCAGUAGCCUACUGCCAAAUCGUGCGGUCUCUCACGCGCAUACUCUCUGCUUGCCAGACAGAUACAGAAGCAAUGGGAGACAAUUACUGAGGCAACCACGGAGAGAUACACACUGAGACCGACUAUGGCUGUGGACGCAGCGUCCAGCUUCAGUUUCUGCCGUGCGUCCCUGGAGCACACAGUGUCUGUAGAGGAGCUCAGCUACCAGCUGCCUCGUCGGCCAGGGGCCAGUCUGACCUGGCACGAUGGGAGGGGGCAGAAGAACACACACACCGUCAAACUACUGCAGCAGCCUGGCACAGAGGGCAUACAGCUGCGUCCAGGCGAAGCCUUCACUGUGUACCACACCAGCCCUACUCUGUCCAGUCUGUCCAAACCAGUGGUUCUGUGGACCCAACAGGAUGUCUGCAAGUGGCUGAAGAAACACUGUCCCCACAACUACCUGACCUACGUAGAAGCCUUCUCCCACCAUGCUAUCACAGGUCGCGCAUUGCUGAGGUUGAACGGGGAGAAGUUGGAGAGGAUGGGCAUUGUCCAAGAAACAUUGAGACAGGAGGUUCUACAGCAGGUCCUUCAGCUACAAGUCAGAGAGGAGGUCCGCAACCUGCAGUUGCUCAGCAGAGCCUCCUUUGGAAACAUCUCUUAGCUCAUCCCUCCGUCCGUUUGGCAGCCCUCACUCUCCUCUGCUAUUUCCAGUAGCCAUGGAAGGACCUGCUCACUCCAGAUAUGUGAACGCAGAAUAGGGCUGUGAGAGGAGGGGAGAAAGGAGGGGAGAAAGGAGGGGAGAGAGGACAGAAAAGAAGAGAGAAGAGGAGCCUUUAGACUACAUGCCAAACACACUGAAGGAGGUUUCCCAUUCAACAAGGCCAAACUGGUUUAAAUGAUGAGAGAGAGAGAGAGGGAGAGAGAGAGAGACAGAGAGAGAGAGAGAGAGAGAGAGAGAGAGAGAGAGAGAGAGAGAGAGA